Molecule: messenger RNA, 1966 nt
Organism: Tachysurus vachellii
Lineage: Eukaryota; Metazoa; Chordata; Actinopteri; Siluriformes; Bagridae
Gene: dnase1l1
Product: deoxyribonuclease I-like 1
Exons: 9
Coding region: 108-1034 (308 amino acids)
Biological process (GO): DNA catabolic process
Cellular component (GO): nucleus
Molecular function (GO): DNA nuclease activity
Source: RefSeq, a predicted model, not a curated record
UGUGUCUGAAGCAUUUAAAGGGUGGAUCCUUUUUUAUUUAACAGCACUAACCGCACUUCUCGUUAAAUGAAAAUUUUCACACAAGUCCUUCAGCUUUCAGUUCCAAUAUGAUUCUUCCUCAGUUCCUGCUCUUUUUAGUCUACCUCCAUGGACCUCUGGUUUGUUAUGCCUUUAAGAUUUGUGCUUUUAACGUUCAGAGUUUUGGAGGCUCAAAGGCAACGGAUGCAACACUUUUGCACAUUGUUACACAGAUUGUGGCACGCUGUGAUGUGUGUUUGCUUCAAGAGGUCAGAGAUCAGAAGAAAACAGCCAUUCCACGUCUGAUUAAUAGACUCAAUAACUAUGAAAGCAUUCACCAGUAUGACUAUGUGUCUAGUGGACGUCUUGGCAGGACACCAACCUAUCAAGAGCAAUAUGUUUUUGUGUUCAGGACCGGCUCAGUCAAGCUAAUAGACGUUUAUCAGUAUCCAGACACACAGAAAGGAGAUGAGGAUGCUUUUGCCAGGGAGCCUUUUAUUGUGCGCUUCCAGGCACCUAAAACAGUGAUUGGUGAGUUUGUUCUGAUUCCAAUGCACACCUCUCCUUCUAAUGCCACCAAAGAGAUUGAUGAACUCUAUGAUGUCUUUGAGGAUAUAAGACGGAGGUGGAAGACAGAGGACAUAAUGUUCCUUGGUGACUUUAAUGCAGCUUGUGGAUAUGUGGCCAAGAAAAACAGGAAGAAUAUAAGGCUCUACUCUGACAUAUUCACCUGGCUGAUAGAUGACAAUCAGGACACUACAGUAAGAGGGACCACUGACUGUGCAUAUGACAGGAUAGUUGUACACGGAGAUUCAUUUCUCAGGUCUAUAAUACCAUACUCAGCACAACCAUUUAAUUUUGCCAGGGCAUAUCAAAUUAAGGAGGAAGAGGCUUUACGUGUGAGUGACCACUAUCCUAUAGAGGUGGAGCUGAAGAUCAAAUCAGGAAGUGAGCAAAGAAGCAUAAUCUUGCUCCAGAUAACUCUUGGAUUUCCCCUUCUACUCCAACUGAAAUGACACCCUUUUUUUUUUUUUUUUUUGGACUUUUUUAUUCAGAUAGAGAGAGGAGAUGUGCAGUACUGCCAAUUUUUAAAUAUCAUCUAAACCAAAGCUGUACAAGAAUGCACUGCAUUAUUUCUUGGCAAUAAUGUGAAACACAUUUUAAAUAUAUAUUUUUUUUUACAUUUUCAUUUUUUUUAAUCAAGGAGAUUGUAAUGAGAAAAUAAGUUAAUUUACUAUUAAAUUAAAUAUUUUUAAUUUCUUAUCAUGAUGGAAUUGAAUAGGACAGGCCUAUUUCUAGUUGGAAGUACAUUGCCUCUUUAAUGGCAAUUAUUUGAUCUUUAUUUUUAUAAAUGACACAUCCAAGUUUCCCUGCCAAAAGAAAUGAUUAAAUCCUCCAAUGAUGAUACCUACCUGUACAGUGUCAGUAGAUUGUGCACCUGGAUGAACCUAACCAUUUGUUAUUCAUUUCAAGGAGGAAAACUCAGUGCUGACAUACUGCUUGAGAGCGAUUCUGUGCUGGAUUUUAUUUUAUUUUUCAUUAUUUUUGGAAUCCUUAUCGGACAUUACAGAUGCUGUUAUUAAGGCAAGGGAAAGCUUAGCCAAGUAUUAGGAAAGAAAUGACAUGUCACUUUUCUCUUAGGAUAGCAAUUCAUGUGGUAUUCUUUGGAGAGUGUUUUGAUGUUUGAGGUUAUGUAGGUGUCCUGCUGUUCCAACCUACACAGAGAUUUGGCCCCUAAAGUCAACAUUCUAGAAAAGGACCAUCAGUGACAUACACUGACUAAAGUACCAAUAGCAUCUAGUUGUGUGAGAAGUUCAUCAAAGUGCUUAUCUACUCACAUUGUACAAUAAUUAGCUGCUGUUUGUGCAUGCACAUAUUUUGUCUGAGGAAUAGUGUUAGAUCAUCUGUAUUUUGAAUAAAAGGUGGAGGCAAGCCUCAUCUCUUCUAA